Messenger RNA from Eublepharis macularius, 3947 nucleotides. RefSeq names its product 5',3'-nucleotidase, mitochondrial (gene NT5M). Lineage: Eukaryota; Metazoa; Chordata; Lepidosauria; Squamata; Eublepharidae. The record is from RefSeq and is a predicted model, not a curated record. Gene Ontology annotation, biological process: pyrimidine deoxyribonucleotide catabolic process. The coding region runs from base 504 to 1409 and encodes 301 amino acids. Gene Ontology annotation, molecular function: 5'-nucleotidase activity. The transcript has 6 exons.
CUUGGAAGAGUAGCUGUGAGGGAGCUAGAUAAGAUCCUUAAAGAUAAAGAUGUCUCUCUGGGAACCAAAAUCAAGAUAAUCCAGACUAUGGUAUUCCCCAUUACUAUGUAUGGAUCUGAAAGUUGGACGGUGAAAAAAGCUGACAGGAAGAAAAUUGAUUCAUUUGAAAUGUUGUGCUGGAGGAGAAUUUUGCUGAUACCACAGACGGCCAAAAAGACAAAUAAGUGGGUUCCAGAUCAAAUCAAGCCUGAAUUCUCCCCAGAAGCUAAAAGGACUACACUGAGGCUAUCAUACUUUGGUUACAUUAUGAGAAGACAAGAUUCUCUGGAAAAGUUAAUAGUGCUAGGAAAAAUUGAAGGUAGUAGGAAAAGAAGAAAACCUAAAACAAGAUGAUUUGACUCAAUAAAGGAAGCCACGUUCUCCAGCUUGCAAGAUCUGAGCAAACCACAGGAAGUUUGGAACAUCUUUCAUUCAUAGGGUUGCCAUGGGUCAGCGGUGACUUGAUGGCACAUAACACACACAGGCUAGUUGCUAAGGGUCCACCUGACAUCACGCCCUCAAAUGUGACAUCAUUGUUGUAUUUUUGCAUGACAUCCACAUCCUGCUGCACCCAAAGGAAAUUAAGGCAGCUCAGAAUAAAUCAAAUGAAAAUAAUUUACUCUGCCCAAUACUGGAAAAAAAAACUUUGCAACACAGAAAGGAUGGUUUUAAUCUCAGGAAAAACCUCCUCUGGUUGGUGGCAUUCAUCAUUCUUCCUGCCUCUAUUUUAUCCUCAGAACGAUCCUGUAAGACCCAGCUCCGGGGGCGCCCGCCGCCGCCGGGGGCACCUGCGGGUCUUGGUGGACAUGGACGGGGUGCUGGCGGAUUUCGAAGGAGGCUUCCUGAAGAAGUUUCGAGCCACCUAUCCGGACAAGCCUUACAUCUCCCUGGAGGAUCGCAGGGGCUUUUGGGUUUCGGAGCAGUAUGGACAGCUGGACCCGGAGCUGAGUGUAAAGGCCAUCAGCAUUUGGGAGUCAAAGAACUUCUUCGUGGACCUCGAUCCACUCCCAGGAGCUGUGGAAGCUGUGAAGCAGAUGGCAAAUUUAGAAGAGACCGACUUAUUCAUCUGCACGAGCCCCAUCAAGAAGUACCGCUAUUGCCCUUAUGAGAAGUACGCCUGGGUGGAGAAGCAUUUGGGCCAAGAAUUCCUGGAGCAGAUUGUCCUCACCCGAGACAAAACGGUGGUGUCUGGUGACCUGCUUAUUGAUGACAGACCUGAUAUCAUAGGAGCUGAGAGAAGCCCCAGCUGGGAACACAUUCUCUUCACAGCCUGCCACAACAAGCAUCUGGAGCUCUUCCCUCCUCACAGGAGGCUUCACUCGUGGGCUGAUGACUGGAAGGCUAUCCUGGACAGCAAGCGGAUCUUGUAGCACUGGGCACUUCCUUUCUUCAGUUUGGCUCACUGGGAUCCCUUGGCACUCUCAGUGAGGCCCUAGAACUAGACAUCAACCUCCCAGGCAGGAAACAGAUGGCUGUAUCUUCGGCUUUGGCUAGGGAGCAAGAAAUGAACUGUAGUCCCAAGACCUUAACCUGCAGCAAAAUUGGUCAAAGAGCUGUGGUAAAUGGAAGGAGCAGGAAUUCUGGGUCUCCAAGGACGUGGAUGUAGGUACCAUAUUGACAUCUUGUGCCUGGUCGUGUCUAAUUCAGUACCAUUAUAGUCCAUCAGGGUUUUCUGAGCACCUUUGAGCACUAUGUCUGGCUUCCGUAGUCAUGGUGAUUUUCCUUUAACUUUGUUCCCACUGGACAACUUGCAGUUGGCCUGAUAUUUUUUCUGAAAAGUAUGCUAAAAAGGACAAAACUCUCAGGAAGCCAUCACUUCUGAUCCCAAACUCCUAUCAGAAAUCCCAGAUGUCCAUGGCAAUUGGUGAUGGAUGAGAAAAGGGUCUGAAGCACUCUGUAUACUAUAAUUUCAGAUCUUUCAAGAUUCCUAGCAUUGAAACCAGGUUCCUAUUUUCCUCUCAUGGCUGGCCUUCUCAUGGUGGAGCCUAUAACCUCCCCCUAAAUCCUAGGUGAGAAAGAAGUCCUCUGGAAUAUUAAGUUGGCAUCAGCCUAUUUCUUAUGAGGAGAUAAACCUGUGUCUAGAUCACAUCCAGCCUCAAACAGCCAUGUAGUGAUGUGGUUACAGCAAGCAGUCCCCAACCUUGUUGAAUCUGAGAGCCCUUCUGGACUUUUGAAGGAGAACAGGCAAUGGGAACCACAACAAAAUGGCUGCCGUGGGAGCUGGCUGCCAUGACGGCUGGAUCCAAUCACAAAACGUUGAGAGGUUCCACAAAAUAUUAGGUGGUUCCAAGCCAAGCGUUAUCCUAUUACAGAGGCAGCUGUUUCCCCUUGGGUGCUCCCAGAAAACACAAAGGACUCUUUGGAAGCACCUCCCAUUCCAAUGAAGUAGAGGAAGCACAGGACUGGCUUUUUGCUUUGGGGAGGAAAAAGUGGGCAGCAGGAAACCCAUAGGUGGGCACCAUGAUGUCCAUGAACACCACACUGAGGAGCACUUGGUUAGCGUGUCAAACUAGGAAUUUGGAAACCCAAGUUCUAUUCCCCUCAGUGAGUACAUCUUGGUCCAACCAUUCUCUCCUUCUUGGCCUAAUCCAACUCAUAGGGCUGUUGUCAGUGUGGUGUUUUGACAACUGUGUUCCUUUAAUCCAAGCCAGCGUUUGAGUCUGCCAUAGUCCAGUCCAGGAUUUGGUGUGGGCAGGAAUAGGGGGAGGAAGGAAGUUAGAAAGAGGAAAAGAAUGGGAUUGAUUAAACUGUGCCUCUGUGGGAAACCAUUCUGCAUCGUUAUUCUUAAGUCUAGUGUUAAGGACACAACAGUGAGGAGAAACUGAAGAUGAUGCAAAUGACAUUUUGCCACCCUGUUCCUCCCUGGAGCAAAGUUUCUUAAACAGUAGAGAGACUGGAGGGGGGUCCCAUGACUGGAUGCUGUUCCAUAAAGAAAGAAUUUUUUUCACGUAAAAAACGAGAUGUCAUUGAGAAGCAUUCUAGCCUGACUUGCUAGUUUUCUUCUUGAAAGGAGGUUGGGCAAAGAAGUGUUUUUUUUUUUAAAGUAUGGAGGGACACAAACAUACAAGCCUCAAGCUCUUCAUCCUUAAGUGAUGCACACCAGACACAAGCUGGUUACCUCAUCCGCUCUUUGUGGGAACGAGGCAUUAGACUAGCGUCUGUGGAAAGUUUGUUUUCUAAAAUUCUUCACGUAGGGUCUCAGAGGACAGUGAAAAGCAGUUGCCUUCGGUCAUUGCCACCCCACACCUGCCAGUGGAAACCCAUCUUAGGAAGCCAUUGGCCCUCCAUGAGGCAGAAUUUAUAUGUUCUGAAUGAAAUCCAGACUAGAGCUUGAAUGGUAAUUUUCACACAUUUGAUAGGUGGGGGGAAAACUCCCCAAAAUCUGAAUUUGGCUUUCUGAAUUUUACAAUCAACAUGCUUAACUUAUUAAUUUAUAUUUAUUUCAAACAUCCAGAAACCUAUCUAUCAUUGAUCGCGUUGAGGGCAAGUUAAACUCAAAUUAGAAGAUGUAAAUUUGCAAAAAAAAACUGCCAUCAAAGUCAUGCUAGGAAAAUUUGAGAACUUUUAGCUUGUGGAUUCCUUUAUGUCUCUGACCUGGGCAUCAUCUUUAAAAUACUGCAUGUACGAUGGAUGAGAAGUAUAGUUCUGGGGCACAGUCAGCCCCACGUAAAGCGAAAAGCUGCAGUCUCUGCAAGCCCAGCCUAACCUGAUAAGAUAUUACCGGUGAUUUUGUGGACCCUUCAACACACGCAUCUAAUGUGUCAGAAGAUCUCAUGGGACAGAAUCCGUUUCGUCAGAUGCAUGAAUUGUCAUGCGCACUUGGCAGAGAUAUAUAAACACAUGCACAUACAGGAAUAAUGGACCCUUCACCCAUCUUCAAUUUGUGUGCUUAUUUUUCCGCCAACAGA